AUGAAACACCUACUGCUGGUCACCCUGUCUGCCCUGUUCUGCUGCUGGGUCUCAGCUGACACUAGAUGUCACUCCUGCUACAAGGUCCCAGUGCUGGGCUGUGUGGAUCGCCAGUCCUGUCGUCUGGAGCCGGGCCACAAGUGCCUGACAACAAACGUGUACCUUGGAAAGAUGUGGGUUUUCUCUAACCUGCGCUGCGGCACACCGGAGGAGCCCUGUCGAGAGGCUUUCAACCAAACCAACCACAAGCUCGGCCUGAACUACAACACCACCUGCUGUGACCAGGACAACUGCAACAGCCCAGCUCCCAGGCCCACACCUGCGCUGGCUCUGGUCUCCCUCACCUCCUUGGCCGGCGUUGGCCUCUGGCUAUUGCACUGA
Arvicola amphibius (Eurasian water vole) is the source of this 381-nucleotide messenger RNA. RefSeq names its product lymphocyte antigen 6 family member G6C (gene Ly6g6c). The transcript has 3 exons. The coding region runs from base 1 to 381 and encodes 126 amino acids. Lineage: Eukaryota; Metazoa; Chordata; Mammalia; Rodentia; Cricetidae. Gene Ontology annotation, cellular component: external side of plasma membrane; protein-containing complex. The record is from RefSeq and is a predicted model, not a curated record.